UUUAUGGCGUCCGUCAGAAACCAACUCACAGGGCCAUAACCAUGUUUCCAUAAAUAAAUAAAGUGGGGAUGUCAUCUGUUUCACAUAGCUAAGUCCAGAUCGAUUAUAAAAAUUUACAUUGGCGGAGAUGCCAUUAUAUUCCACACAUCAUCAUUCUGCUUGGAAAGUUGUGAAUUGUGAACCAAUCAGUGUGUAAGUAUUUUGAAAGUUUACGUGUCGGCACCAUUAACGACAGCACGUGCAGCUUUUUCUCCAUGCCGAUUGCCGAGUAAAACGAUAUCAAUAGCGUUAUUCUCGUGCUGGAUCCAUUACUCUGUUCGAUACUAGUUGGUGUUGGGUUUUGGUUUUUUGGAGUCGUUCUCCCGAGAAAGAACCAGUUUUGGAGAGAAAUGGCGGGACCGGCGAGGCCUCAAUUCGUUCUUUUCGGAUCCUCCAUUGUCCAAAUGAGCUUCGGCCAUGGUGGUUGGGGUGCCACUCUCGCUGAACUCUACGCUCGCAAGGCAGACAUUGUGCUGCGAGGGUAUUUUGGGUGGAACUCACGACGUGCUCUCGAGGUCCUGGAUCAGGUUUUUCCCAAGAACGCUGCUCUACAGCCUUCCUUGGUGAUAGUUUAUUUUGGCGGUAACGAUUCAAUGGGGCCUCACUCAUCUGGCCUUGGCCCUCAUGUACCACUCCCUGAAUACAUUGAGAACAUGAGAAAGAUUGUGACUCAUCUCCAGAGCCUUUCAAAGCAAACACGCGUCAUUGUUUUAAGUUGUCCUCCUGUCAAUGAGGCCAAGAUUCGUGAAAACAAAAGUGAGUUUAUAAGUGAGCUUGCUAGGACAAAUGAGUUAUGCCAAAGUUACUCAGAAGCUUGUAUAGAGCUGUGCCAAGAAAUGGGUGUGAAGGUUGUCGAUCUUUUUACUGCACUUCAAAAAAGAGAUGAUUGGAUGGAAGCAUUCUUCACAGAUGGGAUUCAUUUAUCAGCUGAAGGGAGCAAGAUGGUUGUUGGGGAGAUACUGAAGGUGCUCAAGGAAGCUGACUGGGUGCCUUGUCUACACUGGAAAUCUAUGCCGACAGAAUUUGCUGAGGAUUCCCCAUAUGAUCUUGUGGCUGCUGAUGGAAAGACAACCUUGAAUCCCUCGGACUGGACAUACUACUUUGAGAAUCAGUGGGACUAGUUUGCAGAAUCAAACAUAAACGAAAAUAAUAAUACAUCUCUCUCUCUCUCUCUCUCUCUCUCUCUCUCUCUCUCUCUCUCUCUCAUAUACAUAUAUAAACUUGUUGUAGUUGGCUAUUCAUCAUUCAGAAAAUUAAGGAAUUAUCAUGCA
This is a messenger RNA of Carya illinoinensis, 1310 nucleotides long. Its product is annotated as GDSL esterase/lipase CPRD49-like. NCBI's taxonomy places the organism in Eukaryota, Viridiplantae, Streptophyta, Magnoliopsida, Fagales, Juglandaceae. Bases 390 to 1160 code for a protein of 256 amino acids. The record is from RefSeq and is a predicted model, not a curated record. The transcript has 6 exons.